Ctenocephalides felis (cat flea) is the source of this 728-nucleotide messenger RNA. RefSeq lists its product as uncharacterized. Lineage: Eukaryota; Metazoa; Arthropoda; Insecta; Siphonaptera; Pulicidae. The coding region runs from base 132 to 728 and encodes 198 amino acids. The transcript has 4 exons. The record is from RefSeq and is a predicted model, not a curated record.
GUGGAUGGAGAAGAAUCUUUAAAGGAAAGUGAUAGAAUUAGUAAAGUAAAAUUGAAACACAAGAUCCUGUUAAUGUUUGCAGGAAAAGAAAGGCUUGUGAUGCUUUUACGAUAGAUGAAGAAAGUGACAACAUGGGAAACCACUUCAUGGCCCCUUCAGCUACAACAUCAAAAUCAAAAGAACUUUCAAUGCAAGAAACCCAAACAGAAGCCGAAUGCUGUUGUAGAAAACUUGAAAAGAAAAUAACAAGGCUCGAAGAACAUAUAAUAAAAAUGAAUGCAACGUUUCAUACAAAACUAGACCAAAUUAUGGAGAAUUUAAGAGGUUCUGGGCCCCUUAUUCCUAAUGGAACAAAUAAUAGUACUUUUGAUAGUUUCUUCCCACUCGGGACAGUCGAGGAGAUAACAUGUUGUGAAGAAAUGUUAAAGGAUUACGAAUAUGUUGCCGAAUUGCAAAACUUUGUUAUGAAAGUUGGGGGUCGUAAACAAUGUGAGUACAUCAAGAAUGUCUUGAGAAAAGUAUUUUCUAGAGAAUUGGCAGCGGUCUGUUCCUGGUAUGGAAGGAAAGAUAAUUUUGCUGUUAAUAACUUGAUGACCAUGAAAAUAAUUAAAGAUACAUUAAUAACCCACAUACCAGAUUUAACCGAAUCAAUAUUUGUACAAACAGCUGUUGAGUGGUUUCGAUUUGGAAAGCAACGGUUAUCACGAUGCCAAAAUAAGACGACAUGA